ACCCAACUUUCUUUUCUCCUUCCCUGUAUUUAUCCAAAUCUUAUGCAAGUUUAUGAUAAAGAUUAAAUGUAAAAUUUAAUAACGACGUUAUAUUUACAAAACUAGAGUUCCUGUAAACAUCUCUACAAAAACAAAAAAUGCCACCACAUGGUUGCAAAGGUGAUCCAAACCACCACCAACACGAGAAUCCGGAACUAGGAAUUCAAUAUAGUUUAUACUCAAAAAUCAACACCGAAAAUUUGGAGUGCCUCAACGAGUCAAUUGAAGGUGCGGGCAAAACAGUAUUUAAACCAUGGGAAAAUAGAUUAAAUUUCGAUGUGUUCGUAGAAUCAGAUGCUGAUGAGGAGUUAUUAUUUAACAUACCGUUCGUGGGCAAUGUUAAACUUAAAGGAAUUAUCAUAGCAGGGGAACAAUGCAAUAAGUUUCCUUCCAGAGUGAGACUGUUCAAGAACAGACCAAAAAUGUCAUUCGAUGAUGUCUCUGUGGCAGCUGAUCAAGAAUUUGAAUUACACCAGGAUAAUCAAGGACUUCUCGAAUACGCCACCAAAGUUGUAACUUUUAACAAUGUACACCACCUGUCCAUGCACUUUCCUAGUAAUUUUGGAGAUGAAGUCACUAGAAUUGCCUAUAUAGGUUUAAAAGGAGAAUUCAGUGAAGCCCAUCAUCAUGGAGUUACCAUCUGCAAUUAUGAAUUAAGACCAAAUAUGGCUGAUCAUAAGAAUCCUUUAAAUGAAAAUGUUUCACGUGAUAUUCAGUGAAUUUUAUGUGCAUAAUUGGAUUGUUAUUGGAGUUAUCUAUUUUAUUAUAACAAUUUUUUUACAUUAAAUUUAAAUCAUUACUCGGGCUACUUCUUCAAUAAAUUAACAAAUAAAAACCAAUUCAUCUUUA
Aethina tumida (small hive beetle) is the source of this 888-nucleotide messenger RNA. Its product is annotated as PITH domain-containing protein GA19395. Gene Ontology annotation, cellular component: nucleus. The coding region runs from base 138 to 758 and encodes 206 amino acids. Lineage: Eukaryota; Metazoa; Arthropoda; Insecta; Coleoptera; Nitidulidae. The transcript has 5 exons. The record is from RefSeq and is a predicted model, not a curated record.